AAAUAAAUUUAUCAAUGACUGGUAACGCCCGCAACAUCUAUUACUGUCUUUUGCGAACAGCUGUUUGUCAAAUACUGCUGUCACUUUUAACCUGCUAUUCGUCUCUUGUUUCUAUAAAUCGAACGAAAUUUUCUUGUGUGUUGUUAAAAUUGAUCAAAAACAGGAGAGAUGGCAGGACGUGAAGCUGUAAGAAAAGCUGUGCAACAGGUGCGUCCCAUCUUGUCGUUGGACCGUGAGGAGGCGCGCAAACGUGCACUCAAUCUCUACAAAGCCUGGUAUCGGCAAAUUCCUUAUAUUGUCAUGGAUUAUGACAUCCCCAAAACGGUGGAACAGUGCCGCGCUAAACUGCGUGAAGAAUUCGAAAGGCAUCGUAAUGUGACUGAUGUGCGCGUCGUUGAUAUGCUUGUCAUAAAGGGUCAAAUGGAGCUGAAGGAGACAGUAGAAAUUUGGAAGCAAAAGGGACACAUAAUGCGUUACUGGAAGGAAAGCCAAGAUCCCAAACCCACUGACUUCUUGUCGAAAUUCUUGCAAGGUGUGAAUUAGUGAAAUCGUUUAGUUAAUCUAUUAAAAUAUAUGAUACAAUUUCAAACACGAUGUUGUCAGAAUUUGGCAUAAUUACUAUAUAAAUGUUGGACGACAACUUAGUAAUUUAAAAUAAAAUGCGAAAUUUAACAAACAUAA
Messenger RNA from Bactrocera oleae (olive fruit fly), 681 nucleotides. RefSeq names its product NADH dehydrogenase (ubiquinone) B14 subunit (gene ND-B14). The record is from RefSeq and is a predicted model, not a curated record. Gene Ontology annotation, biological process: response to oxidative stress. Lineage: Eukaryota; Metazoa; Arthropoda; Insecta; Diptera; Tephritidae.